CCUGUUCUCGUCGUCCUCCUCGCUUCGCUUCAGCUGCAGACCUGCAGUGGAGAGGAUCGGAGCUUGGUAUAUAUACAUGCUUCUCUUCCUCCUCUCCGCUCCUCCGAUCCAUUCGUGUCGCCGCGCCUCCCUGAACGGUCAGCUAUUUCUGGUAGGUGGUGAUCAGUCUCUGGUGACUGGUGACGAGGUGAAGACGAUGCCGCCCCCGUCGUUGUUCCUUGCGCCGCUCCUCGCGUUCGCGUUCGCGUCCGCGACGACGACGGCACCGCUUCCGACGGCACGAACCCUCGUCGACGGCGCGAGAGGCCACGGCCACCGGCUGAAGUCGAAGACGUUCCUGUCCCCGCCCUUGUCCCUGCGCCCGGGCUCCGUCUCCAACAAGUGGUACACGGACGUGGACUUCCCUCGCGGCCACCUCGCGCUCAAGAGCUUCAACGGCGAGCUCGUCGACGCGCGCGGCGCCCCCGUGCCGCUCCACGAGACCUACCUCCACCACUGGCUCGUGGAGCCCUACUACGUCCACGCCGCGCGGGGCGGCGGCGGCAGCGACGGCGAGAGGCUCCCGCGGGCCAACUCCGGCGUGUGCAAGGGCUCGCUGGGGCAGUACUUCGGGCUGGGCUCCGAGACCCGGCGCACCGCGACGUGGGUGCCCGACCCCUACGGCGUCGAGAUCGGCGGCGGCGGCGACGCGCCGGCGGGGUACGAGGAGCGGUGGUCGCUGAACGUGCACGCCAUCGACACGCGCGGCGCGGCGGACAAGCCCGGGUGCACCGAGUGCCGGUGCGACCUCUACAACGUCACCGUCGACGACGACGAGGGCUACGCCGGCGGCCUGCGCUGCUGCUACGACCAGGCGCGGUGCCGGGUGGGGGCGGACUUCGUCGACGGCGAGGCACGGGAGCUGUUCCUGCGGUACACCGUGAUGUGGGUCGACUGGAGCGACGCCGCCGCCGCCGUCGUGCCGGUGAGGAUCUACAUACUCGACGUCACUGAUACGGCGCUGCUCGACGGGAAACCCGACCCCGAUUGCAAGGUGGAGUAUACCGUCGAGGAAUGCAGCUCUGAAAACAGAGCGAAAAACGAUUGCGUCGACGUGAAGGUGACCAAAGAAGUGUUGCCCCAUGGAGGCAACAUCGUCUUCGCCGUCGGGCACCAGCACGCAGGUGGCAUCGGCACUUCUCUGCACGGCCAGGACGGCCGGCUGCUGUGUUCAUCGACCCCGAUCUACGGCGACGGGGAGGAGGCCGGCAACGAGGCGGGCUACGUCGUGGGCAUGUCGACGUGCUACCCGGAGCCGGGCGCCGCCAAGGUGCGCGGCGGCGAGGCGCUGACCGUGCUGUCCAACUACACCGGCGAGCGGCGGCGCACGGGGGUGAUGGGCCACUUCUACCUCCUCGUGGCCGACGACGACGAGCAGCAGCAGGCGGCUCCCAACAACAAGCAGCCGUCGGCACCGUGCUUCAGCUUAUUCCCGGCCUCAUGGUGCGUUCCGGCAUGGCUGUUGGGCAACCUUCAGUAGUGAAAAAUAAGAUUCAGAAAGCCCAGCCUUUGGUACUGCUAGUACUUGUGUGUUUGUCGCUCCCUGUCUGCCAGUCUGCACGCUUGUGCGGCCGGCGAGGGCAUGGCGUAUAGGCAUGUCGCCGGCGACUGCUGGCACCUCGUAGCAGGGCAUAAAUAAGAUCUGUGUGGGCCCUUGGGCAAGAAAGAGCGAUCGAGCAAGGUGGCUACUAUGGUUUAUGGUACGGAUGAUUAUUGCU
Molecule: messenger RNA, 1757 nt
Organism: Panicum virgatum (switchgrass)
Lineage: Eukaryota; Viridiplantae; Streptophyta; Magnoliopsida; Poales; Poaceae
Exons: 4
Coding region: 77-1519 (480 amino acids)
Source: RefSeq, a predicted model, not a curated record